Aspergillus affinis is the source of this 2625-nucleotide messenger RNA. Its product is annotated as DNA ligase (ATP) CDC9. The record is from RefSeq and is a predicted model, not a curated record. Gene Ontology annotation, molecular function: DNA binding; ATP binding; DNA ligase (ATP) activity. The transcript has 4 exons. Lineage: Eukaryota; Fungi; Ascomycota; Eurotiomycetes; Eurotiales; Aspergillaceae. Gene Ontology annotation, cellular component: mitochondrion; nucleus. The coding region runs from base 1 to 2625 and encodes 874 amino acids. Gene Ontology annotation, biological process: DNA biosynthetic process; DNA recombination; lagging strand elongation.
AUGUCCGAAUCCAACAAGAGUAGGAGACAAGCUACGUUGGGGAGAUUCUUUGGUUCCAAUGCCGACCCGAAGGAGGCCCCCAAGAAACAAACAACCUUGGCUUUCUCAGGAAAGAAAGAUAAGGCCUCCAAGGCCUCUGCGGAAGUCUCUGCGGAAGUGAAUGGAGCUACUACGAAUAGGGCUAACGCCGAUGAGGUUGAUGCAGCGGAGUCUUCGAGCCGGAACACAAACACCGAAAAGACGAAUGGAAAGCAGGAAUCGAACAACCUCAAGAGGGAGAACUCCGGGGAAGAUAGCGAUGGGAGCGAUGUACAGCCUAUCCAGAAAAGGCGCCGGAAGAGUCCUCGGAAAUCUGAGUCCACCGAAUCCCCCAAGAAAAAGUCUCCUUCACCCAAGAGUCCGAAGUUGAAGAAGGAAACCAAGAAAAAAGAACCAUCCCCUGCCGCCACUAAGAAACCGUCCGAGGAGAAAACUCCGGAAGCGGAAUCCGAGCACGAGUCGCCAUCGGCCAGCGAAGAGGAAGAUGAAAAGCCAGGUGCCAUGAAGGAAACAACGGAGAAAGUACAGGCUACAUUGAAAGCAAGCGGGAAUGAACCAUACCCUGAUUGGAAAAUCGGCGAUCCUGUGCCCUACGCGGCGCUGUGUACGACUUUCUCCCUUAUCGAAAUGACUACAAAACGCUUGAUCAUUCUGGCUCAUUGCUCUCUGUUUCUGCGCCAAGUCCUUCGCUUAACUCCUCAAGACCUUCUCCCUACGGUGCAAUUAAUGAUAAAUAAGCUCGCCGCGGAUUACGCCGGCAUCGAGCUCGGAAUCGGCGAGUCUUUGAUCAUGAAGUCGAUCGGCGAGAGUACGGGUCGGAGUCUGGCAGUCAUUAAAGCGGAUCAACACGAAAUCGGAGACUUGGGUUUGGUGGCUGCUAAAAGUCGAUCGAACCAGCCAACCAUGUUCAGGCCGAAACCUUUGACUGUUAGGGGGGUCCAUGAAGGCUUAUUGGGCAUCGCUAAAGUCCAGGGCCAUGGAUCUCAGGAUAAGAAGAUAUCUGGCAUCAAAAAGUUGCUUUCCGCCGCCGACGCUGCUACAGCAGGAAAAGGUGGCAAUGGUGUUGAUAUUACCAAGGACAAGGGCGGUCCUAGCGAGGCUAAGUUCAUUGUUCGAUUCUUAGAAGGAAAGCUGAGACUUGGACUGGCCGAAAAGACGGUUCUUGUUGCGCUUGCUCAGGCUGUGGUUGCACACGAGGCAGCUCUCAAGGGUGAGAAUGCCCCUGCCGCAGAGAAGGUGGCGGAGGGAGAAGCAAUUUUGAAGACCGUGUACAGCGAAUUGCCUGCGUAUGAGGUCAUAAUCCCUGCAAUUCUUGAACACGGGCUACUUAAAUUAGGUGAAGUUUGCAAACUCCAGCCAGGUAUUCCUAUCAAGCCUAUGCUUGCUAAACCCACAAAAUCUCUUACCGAAGUGCUUGAUCGGUUCGAAGGAAGGGACUUCACGUGUGAAUAUAAGUAUGAUGGAGAGAGAGCACAGAUUCAUUACGUUGCCCCAGAUUCUAUUGACCAGUACCCCGGUGCCACGGCUACGUUACAAAGAGACACCAAGGGCCUUUCUGCAAUUUUCUCCCGAAAUUCCGAAGAUCUGUCCAAGAAGUAUCCGGAUGUGCUUGCCAAACUGGAUAGCUGGAUUAAAGAUGGCGUGACAAGUUUUGUGCUAGAUUGCGAGACAGUUGCUUGGGAUACCGAGAACAAGAAGGUUUUGCCCUUUCAGCAACUGAUGACCCGCAAGAGAAAAGAUGUCAAGGCAGAAGAUGUGAAAGUUAAAGUCUGCGUGUUCGCAUUCGAUCUUCUGUUCCUGAACGGGGAGACAACUGUUAAGAAGUCAUUGCGUGAGCGUCGUGAGCUGCUGCACCAAUCCUUCCAGGGUAUCGAGGGCGAGUUCCAAUUUGCCCAAUACGGCAACACCAACGUUGUCGACGAAAUCCAAAAUCUCCUAGAUGAUAGUGUCAAGGCAUCGUGUGAAGGUCUGAUGGUGAAGAUGCUGGAUACCGAAGAGAGUGGUUACGAGCCCAGCAAGCGGAGUCGAAACUGGCUCAAGGUGAAAAAGGAUUACCUCAGCGGUGUUGGCGACUCCCUUGAUCUUGUUGUUCUUGGAGCUUAUUAUGGCCGUGGAAAGCGCACUUCUGUUUACGGCGCAUUCCUCUUGGCAGCGUACAAUUCGAGCACGCAAACUUACGAGACGAUUUGCAAUAUUGGCACGGGCUUUUCUGAGGCCAUUCUGGAAGAGUUCCACAAAGCGCUCUCCCCUCUCGUCAUCGACCGGCCAAAGCCCUUCUACUCGCAUUCGACGGUGCCGAAGGACCAGCCCGACGUUUGGUUCGAGCCGCGACUGGUCUGGGAAGUGAAAACGGCCGACUUGACUCUCAGCCCGCGAUACCAAGCUGCCGCCGACGAAUUCGUCGGAACGACGGGGGGCGGGAAGGGCGUGUCUCUCCGAUUCCCACGAUUCAUUAAAUCCCGGGACGAUAAAAAACCCGAGCAAGCCACGACCACUCGAGCCGUGGCGGAAAUGUAUCGGAAACAAGAGGCGGUCCUGAAAGAAAAUGCCGGCAAGGGUGGCGUGGAUGAUGAUUUUGAGUAUUAG